GUCCAGGACAAGUGCCCAAGAAACAAUAAUCAGAAGCCUUAAAAUUCACACAAAUUCCACAAAAACCUUAUCAUCCCUAAAGUGACCUUAACCCAACAAAAAUGUUGCUGUAAACAUUAACCAAGCAAACUUAAAUAAAUAAGUAAAUUAUUUAACCAUAAUGGAUUCUACAAAAGUCGACACAGAAGAUAAAAAUCGACACAAGAUAUCCAAAAGCUAUUUUAUAUUUUUCCUGGUUAAUUAUUUGCUGGUGAACCAGAUUGUGGAGGGUUGGGUGCAGGAGCCUCAGGCCAGGAAGUUUUUCAAAUAUGCAGAUUUAACAAAUGUCCCACAGUUUUUGGGAAGUACUUUAAGUUAUAAUAAUAAUUUAAAUGAUAAAGACACGAAGCAGUAUUUUAAACUCCUGCAGCACGAGACGCAGGACUCGAUAUUAGUUGGAGCAAGAAACGCAGUGUACAAUCUAAGUCUUCCUGAUCUAAUAGAGAACAAAAAUCAGCGUAUAGAAUGGCCUAGUAGCGGUGCACAUAGAGAACUUUGCUAUUUGAAAGGAAAAUCAGAAAUAGAUUGUCAGAACUACAUACGAAUCGGAGCCCUAGAUACGUCCAACGCCCUCCUGGUCUGUGGCACAAACUCAUUCAAGCCCUUGUGCAGAAGGUAUCGCAACCUGAACAACAAUGGUAUCAAUUCUGGGAUCAAUACUAAUAAUUUGCCACAAACAAAUAUUACUGCCAGCAGUGAAGCACAAGCUUCUAAGUUACACGAACAAUCGAAGGCAUAG
This is a messenger RNA of Ctenocephalides felis (cat flea), 778 nucleotides long. Its product is annotated as semaphorin-1A-like. NCBI's taxonomy places the organism in Eukaryota, Metazoa, Arthropoda, Insecta, Siphonaptera, Pulicidae. Gene Ontology annotation, molecular function: chemorepellent activity; semaphorin receptor binding. Gene Ontology annotation, biological process: semaphorin-plexin signaling pathway; positive regulation of cell migration; neural crest cell migration. The transcript has 4 exons. Bases 161 to 778 code for a protein of 205 amino acids. The record is from RefSeq and is a predicted model, not a curated record.